Messenger RNA from Trichomonas vaginalis G3, 288 nucleotides. RefSeq lists its product as uncharacterized. The record is from RefSeq and is a predicted model, not a curated record. The transcript has a single exon. Bases 1 to 288 code for a protein of 95 amino acids. Lineage: Eukaryota; Parabasalia; Trichomonadida; Trichomonadidae.
AUGAAUCAAUCCGUUCCUGCACCCCUUGCUGAUACAAAACAAUAUAUUGAUUUCAUUCAUUAUCUUCAAUAUGGAGUUCAAGCAGAGAUGCGUGCUAACUGCAAUUAUCGGAAAGAUUCGCAUUUGAAUUCAGAUGGAGUAACAAUUAUUAGACAUUACUGUAGAUGGGGAAGUUGUAGUGCUAACUUUACCUUUGAAAUGAAAUCUAAUCAAUACAGAUUUGUAACUGGACAUCAUUUUCAUAAUCAUGUUGGUGAACCACCGUCUUUUAAAUAUAUACAUAUAUAA